AAUGAAAUGAAAUGGUCAACCCUACCCAUUUAAUGACAUGCUGUGUAUAUUUGGGAGUUAGGGGGAGGAGGGGUCAGUUAAAAAAAAUCCCUAAUUUUUAAAAUUUUCAUUUAAGUGUAAAUAAAAACAAUGCUUUUCUUGUUGGAAAAAGAAUCGGAACAAUACCUAUCACACAAUCGCUAACUAAAAGAACUGUAUUGCAAUAUUACCAUUACAGAGAUCUUAUGCUAAGAGCUGAUUUUCCAAACAUUUCAUCAGUUAGUAUAGCUUCAUGUCCACUUGGUGAUUUCUUUACUGCACAAUGUGCUGAAAUAGGUGGUUGUCUCCAAAAAUGUUUACCAUGCGUCCUUUACGAAGUGAAGAAAAUUUGGCAAAAAGCAGGAAUUCCUUUUGUUAAUACUGACAAGCAUAUCUGAGACAAGAUUGUUGACUUAGAAAAGAAGAGAAAAGAUUUAAACAAACACAGGAACCGAAGUAUUCGAUGUAAGUCAAAACAUUUGUGAACAUACUAUUAUGAAAGAUAAAAAUAAAGAUUUAAAAACUAGAAGAGAGGAUGUAGAUUUUCUUAACGACCAGAAAGGAGCGUGUGUUCAGAAAAUGUUGGGUAAAGAUAAAAUUUCACAAAAUAUUGUAAAAAAUAAAAGAAAAAGAGAAAUGAAAAAAAAAAUCAAAGUAUAAAAGAGUCCAUAAGAAAACAGAAAUAGUUGGUUACUGAGAAAUUUGAUGACAAUGAAAAAUUUAAAUACUUUAGAUAAUGACCAAGAUGAACAGUAUCUACAGUCUUCUAUAAAAAUUAAAAAAAUCUCAUGCGGUUCCUCUUAUAAUUCCUAAAAAUAUAGGAAAAGAUUUAGCUCCAACAGCAUCACGAUAUGGAAUAAGUUCGACUGCACUGAGUGCAACUCUUGCUUCUCUUAUAAAUAACAGUUCUGGAACAACAGAUGAUUUUCCUAUUUCUAAACCAAGUAUUUUGAGGCAGAAAAAAUCAAGUAUAAGUACGACUGCCUGUAAAAUUAAAGACAACUUUAUUAUAUUGACUAAGGGUAAAAGUCUUACCGUGCAUUUUGACUCCAAAACUAUGGUAGAAUUGAGAGAAAUUGGUAAAGAAAAAGUUGAAAGAUUAGCUGUGCUAAUAAGUUCACCAGAUCUUUCAGAAUCCCAACUUUUGGGUAUUUUAAUUGUGAAAAAUGGCACUGCUGAGUCUCUUGGGAAAGCAAUCAAAAAAACUUUACAAGACUGGGAGCAAUUUGACUAUGUUGAUUGUCUGUCCUUUGACACCACAGUCACAAAUACUGGUUGGCUAAAAGGAGUCUGUACUCUUAUUGAGCAGUGGAGAGGAAAAGCUUUGAUUUGGAUGGCUUGUCGUCAUCAUGUCUACGAAUUACAUAUAAAGCAUUUUUCAAGUGUUCUUACUGGGGGUAAAACAAGUGGACCAAAGACUGAGUUAUUUGAAAGGCUAAAAUGUAAUUGGAAAUCGGUUCUUGAAAAGAAGAUAAAUUAUGAUAACCUAAAGAGAUUUGACUCAGAAAAAAAAAUUAAAUCUUUUUUGGAAAAGCAGGCCUCUGAAUCAUUAACAUUCCUUCAAAAUUGCCUCAAUAAUGAUAUAUUUCCAAGAAAUGACUACAAGUAUUUUAUACAGUUAACAGUUCUUUGGUUAGGUGGCAAAGUAAAAGAUUUUCACUUUAGAUUUCCAAUGGCUUCACAUCAUGCCAGGUUUAUGGCACAGGGCGUUUAUUAUUUAACAUACGACAUUCUACAGCCACAAUUCAGUAACUUAUGUCCUGAUAUAAUAUUAUUACAAGAGGGAAAGCUGAUUCAUGAAAUUGGUUCAUUUACAGCACUAUUUGAUGUUCCAUGGUUUAUUAAAGCUCCUAUCCCUGCCAUAGCACCUUCUUUAGAUCUAAAAGCCAUUAAUGAAAUGAUACAAAAUUCUAAAUUAUGUAUUAAACCAGCAGAGGCCGUACUAAAGUCACUUGAAAAACACAAUUGGUAUUUAAAUGAAAGAUCUGUGGUUAUGUGUCUUGCUGAUAAAUGCUUACCUGUAGAUCAGCUACAUAAAUUAGCUCUUAAAUUAGCUCAAACAGAAAAGCCUACCAGUUAUAAAAUGGGAAAACUAAGUUCAGAAAUUUUUACUGACAAUGAAAAAAAAAUAAAAAAAAAGAGUUGAAGAUUUUAUUGGUCCUGAAAGCUGGUUUUUCUUUGAUUUACUUAAAAUGACAUUACAUGAGACAGAAUGGCUGAAAAUCAGUUCAUCAAACUGGGAAACAUGUUUAGGUUAUAUAAGAUUUAAAAAUUAUAUCACUGGUCUUCUUGUUGUAAAUGACAGUGCAGAACGUGCAAUUAAACUUGGUCAAGACUUUAUUGAAACUUUCCGAAACGAAGAAGAUAACCAAGCUAAUUUACUAGUUGUUGCAGAUCAUCGUCUAAAAUUUCAGACAACAGAAAAAAAAUCUUGGUUGAAAGCUUUAAAAUAACUUUUCUUUAAAAAAUAAAUACAAAUGUAAAAAAAAUUUUAUUUAAAAUUGUAAGAAAAAAAUUUUACUCCCCCCCCCCCCACACCUCCCAAAUUUACACAGCAUGUCUUUAAAUGGGUAGGGCUGACCAUUUCAUUUCAUUUUUUGCAAUAAAACAAAAUAUAAUCUUAAAUAAGAUUUAUCAGGCUACAAAAAUAACCUUAAAGAUAUCUUUGAAAUAUUUGUAAGUGACCCAGCCCCCCUCAUUAUUUACAAAAAGUAGAAAUUUUCAAAAUUUCGGACUGCUGGGACCGACCAUAGGAGUACCCAUAAAAAAACUAUAUAUUUUUAAUACAGAUAUCAAAAGGAACCAGAAAAACUAUUAUGGUAUUUUUUUUAUUGACUUAGGUGUUU
Messenger RNA from Hydra vulgaris (swiftwater hydra), 2864 nucleotides. RefSeq lists its product as uncharacterized. The record is from RefSeq and is a predicted model, not a curated record. Lineage: Eukaryota; Metazoa; Cnidaria; Hydrozoa; Anthoathecata; Hydridae.